ACCGGUAACCGGUGGUUGUGGCCAUUGUUAUAAAAUCCGUGGGUUGCCCGAGGACAGAGUCGUCGUUGUGUCAUAUCCUCGGUCUGGUUGCUCCGCGCAGGGAAAACAGGGGGAGGACAAAGCCAGAUUUUUUCCUACGCUACAACGCUAGCUACAGGAGCAAUGGAGACCUUCCUAUUCACCUCUGAGUCUGUGAACGAGGGUCACCCCGACAAGCUAUGCGACCAGAUCUCUGAUGCCGUGCUUGACGCCUGCCUCGCCCAGGAUCCCGACAGCAAGGUUGCUUGCGAGACAUGCACGAAGACCAACAUGGUCAUGGUUUUCGGAGAAAUUACCACCAAGGGCGACAUCGACUACGAGAAGAUUGUUCGCGACACUUGCCGUACCAUUGGAUUCAUCUCUGAUGAUGUCGGUCUAGAUGCUGACAAGUGCAAGGUCCUGGUGAACAUUGAGCAGCAGAGCCCCGACAUUGCCCAGGGUGUCCAUGGCCACCUCACCAAGCGCCCUGAAGAGAUUGGUGCUGGUGACCAGGGCCACAUGUUUGGGUAUGCCACUGAUGAGACUCCUGAAUUGAUGCCCCUGAGCCAUGUCCUGGCAACCAAGCUCGGAGCACGCCUCACUGAGGUUAGGAAGAACGGUACUUGCCCCUGGCUGAGACCCGAUGGAAAGACCCAAGUCACUGUUGAGUACUACAAUGACAAUGGCGCCAGGGUUCCUGUCCGUGUUCACACCGUGCUGAUCUCGACCCAGCAUGAUGAGACAGUCACGAAUGACGAAAUCGCUGCUGAUCUCAAAGAGCAUGUUAUUAGGCCUGUCAUCCCCGAGAAGUACCUCGAUGAGAAAACCAUCUUCCACCUUAACCCCUCGGGCAGGUUUGUAAUUGGUGGUCCCCAUGGUGACGCGGGUCUCACCGGCCGUAAGAUCAUCAUUGACACCUACGGCGGCUGGGGAGCCCACGGUGGUGGUGCCUUCUCAGGAAAGGACCCCACCAAAGUGGACAGGAGUGGUGCCUACAUCGUCAGGCAGGCUGCUAAGAGCAUCGUAGCGAAUGGGCUUGCUCGUAGAUGCAUUGUGCAGGUCUCCUAUGCCAUUGGCGUUCCUGAACCUUUGUCCGUCUUCGUCGAUACUUACGGCACUGGGAAAAUUCCUGACAGGGAAAUUUUGAAGAUUGUUAAGGAGAGCUUUGAUUUCAGGCCAGGAAUGAUUUCCAUUAACCUGGACCUCAAGAGAGGUGGCAAUGGCAGGUUCUUGAAGACCGCCGCCUACGGUCAUUUUGGAAGGGACGACCCCGACUUCACCUGGGAGGUUGUGAAGCCCCUCAAGUGGGAGAAGCCUCAAUCUUGAGACCCCGAUCGUGGUUCGCUGCUGGUGAUGCUUGCUAGAGUAUAGUAGAUGAAUAAUCUGCUUGUCCUGUUUCUGCUACAAUGUCUUCGCAAAGUAUGAGUGCCCUAAUGUUGUUUCUGAUUUGCAUAUGGGCAAUGCCCCUUGCUUUCUUUCUUUCUUUUUUUGCCUUUCUUGAUAUGUAAUUUGUUUGCCAUAUCAAAUAUGGUUAUUCUCGAUGUGUCACGGGAUUUUUUUUCUUUUUAUGAAA
Molecule: messenger RNA, 1591 nt
Organism: Syzygium oleosum
Lineage: Eukaryota; Viridiplantae; Streptophyta; Magnoliopsida; Myrtales; Myrtaceae
Product: S-adenosylmethionine synthase 5
Exons: 2
Coding region: 163-1344 (393 amino acids)
Biological process (GO): S-adenosylmethionine biosynthetic process
Cellular component (GO): cytosol
Molecular function (GO): methionine adenosyltransferase activity; ATP binding
Source: RefSeq, a predicted model, not a curated record